CAGGCGCUAGCUGACACUGACAGGCACACUGCAGCAGGCGGCUAGCAUUUAGCAUCAGUUUCAUUCAUCCACCCUAACUACUGCAAACAUGCAGGAAUGGGCCAAUCAACUAUGCGAGAAUCGACAGUUUGGAUCCAAGAUGACGGACUCCAAGUAUUUCACCACUACCAAGAAAGGGGAGAUCUUUGAGCUCAAGGCGGAGCUAAACAGUGAUAAGAAAGAGAAGAAGAAGGAGGCUGUAAAGAAGGUCAUCGCAUCUAUGACAGUGGGAAAGGAUGUCAGUGCACUGUUUCCAGAUGUUGUGAACUGCAUGCAGACAGACAAUCUGGAGCUGAAAAAGCUGGUCUAUCUCUACCUGAUGAACUACGCCAAGAGUCAGCCCGACAUGGCUAUCAUGGCAGUUAACACCUUUGUGAAGGACUGUGAAGACCCCAACCCUCUCAUCCGGGCCCUUGCCGUUCGCACCAUGGGCUGCAUUCGUGUGGACAAGAUCACUGAGUACCUCUGUGAGCCACUGAGAAAAUGUCUGAAGGACGAAGACCCUUAUGUGAGGAAGACAGCUGCUGUGUGUGUGGCAAAGCUCCAUGACAUCAACGCCCAGCUGGUGGAGGACCAAGGCUUCCUAGACACCCUGAAAGAUCUCAUCUCUGACUCCAAUCCUAUGGUUGUAGCAAACGCAGUGGCAGCCCUGUCUGAGAUAGCAGAAUCUCAUCCGAACAGUAACCUACUGGACCUGAACCCUCAGACUAUAAACAAGUUGCUGACAGCUCUUAAUGAGUGUACAGAGUGGGGACAGAUAUUCAUUCUUGACUGUCUGGCCAAUUACACACCUCGUGAUGACCGUGAGUCCCAAAGCAUCUGUGAGCGUGUGACCCCGCGGCUCUCCCAUGCCAACUCUGCAGUGGUGUUGUCAGCAGUUAAAGUUUUAAUGAAGUUCAUGGAAAUGCUGCCCAAAGACCUGGACUAUUAUGGCACCCUGCUGAAGAAGCUGGCCCCUCCACUGGUCACUCUGCUCUCUGCUGAGCCCGAGUUGCAAUAUGUGGCACUUAGAAACAUCAACCUCAUCGUCCAGAGACGCCCAGAGAUCCUGAAGCACGAAAUGAAGGUUUUCUUUGUGAAGUACAACGACCCGAUCUAUGUCAAACUGGAGAAGCUGGACAUCAUGAUUCGCCUGGCAUCUCAAGCCAACAUUGCCCAGGUGCUGGCUGAGUUGAAGGAAUAUGCCACUGAGGUGGACGUGGACUUUGUGCGUAAGGCGGUCAGAGCCAUUGGCCGCUGUGCCAUCAAAGUAGAGCAAUCAGCAGAGCGCUGUGUCAGCACCCUGCUGGACCUCAUCCAGACCAAGGUCAACUAUGUGGUGCAGGAAGCCAUUGUGGUCAUCAAGGACAUCUUCCGCAAGUACCCCAACAAAUAUGAAAGUGUGAUUGCCACUCUGUGUGAAAACCUGGACUCUCUGGACGAGCCAGAGGCCCGUGCUGCCAUGAUCUGGAUUGUGGGAGAGUAUGCAGAGCGCAUUGACAAUGCUGAUGAGCUGCUGGAGAGCUUUUUGGAGGGUUUCCACGACGAAAGUACUCAGGUGCAGCUGCAGCUACUGACAGCUAUCGUCAAGUUGUUCCUGAAAAAGCCUACAGAGACACAGGAGCUGGUGCAGCAGGUGCUAAGCCUUGCCACACAGGACUCCGAUAACCCAGACCUCAGGGACCGAGGCUACAUCUACUGGCGUCUGCUCUCCACAGACCCUGUGGCUGCCAAGGAGGUGGUUCUGGCUGAGAAGCCCCUGAUCUCAGAGGAGACCGAUUUGAUUGAGCCCACACUGCUGGAGGAGCUUAUCUGCCACAUUGGUACUCUGGCCUCUGUCUACCACAAGCCUCCCAGUGCCUUUGUCGAGGGCAGCCGCGGUGUUCAGCACAAGAGACUCCCUGGCAGUGCUGGAUCUGGGGAGAGCGUUGAGAGCCCAGACACUGGUUCUGCUGCUGGAGUGUCUGAUGCACCCCCCGCUGUCAUCCCGUCCCAGGGAGACCUUCUCGGGGAUCUUCUCAAUCUGGACCUGGCACCUCCAGCCACCACCACUGGACCACCGCCACCAACCUCCUCUGGGAUGCAGAUGGGUGCUAUGGACCUCCUUGGAGGAGGAUUGGACAGCCUGAUGGGGGAUGAGUCUGAGCCGCUUGGUGGAGACCUAGGAGGAAGUCCCGCUAUGGGGGCUGGUUUUGGUGCUCCCCCUGCAGGAAUGCCGGCCUCUUUCAAUGCCCCUGUUAGCGGCGGUCUGGAUGACUUGUUUGAUCUGGGAGGUGGAGUUGGAAUGCCUUCGGGAGCCUACAGCCCCCCAAAAUCAAUUUGGCUUCCGGCAAUGAAGGCUAAGGGUCUUGAGAUAUCAGGCACUUUUGCCCGCCGUGCUGGGGUCGUCCAAAUGGAGAUGACCCUCACUAAUAAGGCUAUGAGUGUCAUGACUGAUUUUGCCAUCCAGUUUAACAGAAACAGCUUUGGACUUGCUCCAGCCGGACCACUCCAGGUUCUGACUCCUGUUAGCCCGAACCAGAGUAUUGAAGUGGCCCUUCCCCUCAACACUGUGGGACCUGUCAUGAAGAUGGAGCCUCUCAAUAACCUGCAGGUGGCUGUUAAGAACAACAUUGACGUCUUCUACUUCAGCUGCCAGUACCCCAUCAGCAUGUUGUUUGUGGAGGACGGGAAGAUGGAACGACAAGUUUUCCUGGCCACAUGGAAAGACAUUCCUAAUGACAAUGAGUCCCAGUUUCAGAUCAAAGACUGCCAUCUCAGCUCAGAUGCAGCCUCCAGCAAACUGCAGGGUAGCAACAUCUUCACCAUAGCUAAGCGUACAGUGGACGGUCAGGAUAUGCUGUAUCAGUCCACGAAACUCACCAAUGGCAUCUGGGUGCUGGCUGAGCUGAGGGUGCAGGCAGGAAAUCCAAAUUACACAGUCUCUCUGAAGUGCAGAGCUCCAGAGGUUGCCCAGUGUGUGUUCCAGAGCUACGAGGCGGUGCUGAAGAACUGAGCAGACACCGGUACAGCCAGCCAGCCGCUGCCCUCCAGACUCCUCUCGCUCUUUCUCUCCCGGCCCACGAACCAUAUCAUGCAGUGCAGGAGCCACUUCCGGCUUCAUUUGACCUGGAGACUGCAGUCUGAAUGUCAUCCAGCCUAUUCAUUAGGAUGGCUGAUAGUCUGUUGUUACGAUUUUUUUUGUUUGUUUGUGUUUUUUUUUUUAUUGUUAUUUUAAUUUCUCCCACACUGAGAUUUCUACUUGGCUCUCUUGGCUGGGCUUUUCCUGUCCCCUCUUUGUGUGCUUGUUGCCACCACAUGUUUCAGUUCCAGGACCUUAUCUCCAGCUAGAUUAUCUGAGCAGGUCCUCUCUGUCUGAGCCAUCCUGUGACAUCCUUUGCUCUCGUGGGGACAGGCGGCUUUACGACUUCUACCAUCCUGAUUGUUUCUCUGCAUGAGGCUCUUUAAUCAUUUUCCAGCCCCAUUUCUCUGUAAAUUGGAGCCUAUUUUUAGCAUCUGCAAUCAGCAGGUGAAUCAUCACUUUCAGCGUAUUUAUUUGGGGGGUAAUUUCAAUUAGGAUGCGGUGAGGAAUAAAAGGCUUUAACUCUCCUUAUGCUCCACCUGUGUGAAGGGGAUGACAGCUGUGUGGGCCUUAAAAGAGUCAUACAAACUACACUAUUGUUGUCUUUGUCAUUUUCUAGAGUUUUCUUUCGUAUCUGUGGUUAGCAGUGGGAUCAGAUCCUCUACUGUCCCUGAAGGCAGAAUGUCUGAUGUGUGCAUGGAAACUCUGUCGGUGUGUGUUUCUUUAGUUUUUACAUCGGUAUCUUGACAUUUUAUAGACUAGCAGCGGUCGUCCACUGACUGCUCUCUUACUAAGUCAUUCCACAGUUUAAUUUUGUGUUCGUAGUCUUGUCAGUGUACAUGUGCAGAAGUGGGUGAGAGCCUCAGGCGGUGAGGAUUUUUAUAUUUGCUGCUUCCCCGUGCGUCAGCGACAGCCACUUGGGGCUUUCUGCCACUUUGCUCUCUCAGCAUCCUCCUCUCCAGCUCCGUGACCACCUGAGAUGAAGGCUCAGGUGAGAUAGGCUCACCGUCACGGGUUGUAACACCUCUGAGUAAUAAGUGUGGAUGCUGGUAGCUCAGUGUUUCAGCCCAAACCAGGCUGCAGCAGCAGCAUCCAGUCUCCCUGUUUUACCCACAGACUCUGCAGAUUAAUUGGAUCCCUUUUCCGAGUCAUUACACUGAAGCCCUUUUUAUCGGCUCUACAGGACGGAUGCACUAACACCUUUUGCAGAUUACAACAGACGAGGAGGCUGUGUAUUCCGAGUGUGUGUCUUUGUGUGUCGUGACAGCUGAUUCAUAUGAAAUGCUGUACAAAAAAAAGAAGAAUCAAAUCUUUAAUCAGAUGUUUUUGAUCAACAUCAUUUUGUUGUGUGUACAUCAUUUGAAAAAGAACUAUUAAAAGACUUGAUAAAUUCA
Messenger RNA from Acanthochromis polyacanthus (spiny chromis), 4473 nucleotides. It is a transcript of the gene ap1b1, whose product is annotated as adaptor related protein complex 1 subunit beta 1. Gene Ontology annotation, molecular function: clathrin binding. Gene Ontology annotation, biological process: vesicle-mediated transport; intracellular protein transport. The record is from RefSeq and is a predicted model, not a curated record. Lineage: Eukaryota; Metazoa; Chordata; Actinopteri; Pomacentridae. The coding region runs from base 89 to 3013 and encodes 974 amino acids. The transcript is spliced from 23 exons. Gene Ontology annotation, cellular component: membrane coat; clathrin adaptor complex.